Molecule: messenger RNA, 471 nt
Organism: Caenorhabditis briggsae
Lineage: Eukaryota; Metazoa; Nematoda; Chromadorea; Rhabditida; Rhabditidae
Exons: 2
Coding region: 1-471 (156 amino acids)
Source: RefSeq, a predicted model, not a curated record
AUGGGUAACAACAAAAGAGUCCUGCUGGCCACGUGGCUUCUAUCCGUGUUGCUCUCCGCGGUGCUUGCACAAUUCGAGCCGCCCGUCUCGGGUGGUCCCCCGGGAAAACCGUGCUCCUCGUCGUUUCAUUGCUGGCGAACCGAACCAAUUAAUGUAUUUGGAGAGCCUGUUGGAUUAUCAACUCAAGUGACCCAGGAACGUAGGGACUCGUGGACCCAGGGACCCAGGGACCCAGGGACCCAGGGACCCAGGGACCCAGGGACCCAGGGACCCAGGGACCCAGGGACCCAGGGACCCAGGGACCCAGGGACCCAGGGACCCAGGGACCCAGGGACCCAGGGACCCAGGGACCCAUGGACCCAGGGACCCAGGGACCCAGGGACCCAGGGACCCAGGGAUCCAGGGACCCAGGGACCCAGGGACCCAGGGACCCAGGGACCAAGGGACCCAGGGACCGCUGAAAUCAGAUAA